Sorghum bicolor (sorghum) is the source of this 934-nucleotide messenger RNA. Its product is annotated as mitochondrial pyruvate carrier 1. Gene Ontology annotation, biological process: pyruvate import into mitochondria. Bases 238 to 561 code for a protein of 107 amino acids. Lineage: Eukaryota; Viridiplantae; Streptophyta; Magnoliopsida; Poales; Poaceae. The record is from RefSeq and is a predicted model, not a curated record. The transcript has 5 exons. Gene Ontology annotation, cellular component: mitochondrial inner membrane.
GGAUCUGGACAGAUGCGAGCGCUAGUCUUGGACCUAUUUUGUUAUUGUGCGAACUGGCCCCUGCCUCUAGGGUGUGGGUUGGCUGUUUAGGGUUCUAGUUUCUUCGUCAUUUGCCUGAGUUUCAGUUGAUCUUGACGCAUAUUAGAUUCUAUUGAGGCUAGCGCCUUAAUUUCUUGCUUAUUGCUCUUGCUCGCCCUUUAGUCUUGGUACGGCGAACCUUUGGAGCAAUCAUUCGCCAUGUCUACGGCACUCAAGGCUUUCAUCAACAGCCCUGUCGGCCCCAAGACCACCCAUUUUUGGGGCCCCGUUGCAAACUGGGGUUUCGUCAUUGCGGGUUUGGUUGACAUGAACAAACCUCCUGAAAUGAUAUCUGGCAAUAUGACAGCAGCCAUGUGCGUGUAUUCAGGCCUCUUUAUGAGGUUCGCAUGGAUGGUACAGCCACGGAACUACUUGCUUCUGGCAUGCCAUGCCUCCAAUGAAUCAGUCCAGCUCUACCAGUUAUCUCGGUGGGCCAGGGCCCAGGGGUACCUGGAGAAGAAAGAACCAGAGGCUCAGCAAUGAAAAGAGUGGAGUGUAUAGGCCUGCAUUCACCUUCUCAGUAACAAUAAGAGUGAUCUGCCGCUGCAGUUUUGAAUCCUCACUCUGGCAGACAAAUCCCAGAAAAACAACCUCUUCUAUAGUUAUACUAAUGCCAUAUGCAGUGUUACAGUGCUAUUGCAGAAUCUCACUGCACUUGUGAUCAGAAGAGUUGGUGUCUCGUUUUGCUUUUUCUGAUUUGAUGGCUGUAAAAACACACAUCACAUGUGUUUGAAAAUGGUGAUCUCAGUUUCUGUACCCUCAUGGCUGUUCGCCACUCCUUCCCUGCAGCCCAGACAGACCACAUACAUAUCCAUAUAUAAUAAUAAGUGAUGAGUUUUGCUGUCAGACAGUUCAA